Oryza sativa Japonica Group (Japanese rice) is the source of this 2242-nucleotide messenger RNA. Its product is annotated as ubiquitin-like-specific protease 1D. The record is from RefSeq and is a predicted model, not a curated record. Gene Ontology annotation, biological process: proteolysis. Lineage: Eukaryota; Viridiplantae; Streptophyta; Magnoliopsida; Poales; Poaceae. Gene Ontology annotation, molecular function: cysteine-type peptidase activity.
GGCCUCCGCUGCAGCACUGCACGCGUUCCUGCUCCUUGUGUUCCUCUCUCCUCUCCUCUCCUCCGCGUAGGGGGUAGAGUAGGGGAAUCCGCGCCGCCUCCUGCUCCUGGCCGCCGUGAAUGCUAUGGCCGGCGGCGAGGACGGGGCCGACGGCGUCGGAGAUGACACCGAGCUUCGCAGGUUCUCAGACGUGGAGCUGCUGGAGAAGUCGCGGCGCAUUCAGGGGGAGCUCAGUGGGGGUAUCGAGCGAAGGCUCAAGGACCGCGGGGCCAAGUUUCGCCGCUUGCUAGACGCCAUCGUCCGCGAGAUUGAUCGCCGUAAGGCAGCAACGGAUGAUGACAGAUGCGCAAGGGUAGUUCAAUCGGGAUGUGCAGAAUCAUCAGUUAAACAACAAGCAGUAACCAUAUCAGAUUUUCGGUCCUCCUUUGGGAUAGAUGAAGAGGCAGGCGUUGAUGUAUCUCAUUUGGAAACAAGUGCAUGCAUUGGCGACCCAAAAACUUCAACAGAUAAUGAGGGGAUCUUGUGUGAAGAGGAAGAUUCCUGUAAGUGUAAACCCUCUACGUCUCAAAAGGCAUCAUAUGUUGAUAGGUCAACUUAUAUGGAAAAUAUAGAUGCUGCUGAUGAUGGCAAGGAUAAUGGCUACAGUAGGAUAUGCAAAGAUGCCCACACUUCUAGGAAAAGGAAUGGAGAAUUUUCACCUACCUUUUCAAUGCGAUUGCGAUCAAGAAAGGUGGUUGAAGAGGUGGUUCUACUCGAUGGAGAUACUUGCAUUUCAGACUCUGCAGAAAAAACAUCCUCUGCAUGUGAUGCAAUGAAGAUACACUAUCCUUCAUGGGACACCCCUAAUUCUAUUGAGCUUUCUUAUUCUGACAUGAAGUGUCUUGAGCCUGAAUCAUUGUUGUCCUCACCUAUACUGAACUUCUACAUUAUGUACCUAAUGGGACAAAUGCCAUCGACAAGUAGGCUUGGAGGCAAGUAUCAUAUUUUCAAUACAUACUUCUUCAGCAAACUUGAAGCCUUGACAUCAAAGGUGGACAAUGAUGCUUAUUUCUUGAAUCUGAGAAGAUGGUGGAAAGGUGUAGAUAUAUUUAAAAAGGCAUACAUAAUAAUUCCUGUGCAUGCAGACGCACACUGGAGCUUGGUCAUUAUAUGUAUGCCUGCAAAGGAAGACCAAUCAGGGCCCACCAUAUUUCAUUUGGAUUCACUGAAGUUUCAUAGCAGCAGAUUUAUUUUCAGCACCGUUGAGAGAUUCCUUAAAGAAGAAUGGAACUACCUGAAUAAAACUGGUUCUUUAGAAGAUUGUCAUCUACAUGAAUCAGUGUGGAAGAACCUUCCUCGGAAAAUUAAGAAGAAAGCAGUUACAGUUCCACAGCAGGACAAUGAAUACGAUUGUGGUGUCUUUGUUCUGUACUAUAUGCGACGCUUUAUCGAGGAAGCACCUGAAAGGCUUAACAACAAGGACUCAUCUAAUAUGUUUGGCGAAGGGUGGUUCCAACGUGAAGAGGCUUCUGCACUGCGAAAGGAAAUGCAAGCUCUGCUUCUUCGGUUGUUUGAGGAAGCUAAAGACAACAACCACAUGAGAGAUCCAACAACACCAGUGUCAGCAACAGCGGAGCACCCUGUUGAAGUCUUGUCAACCGAGCCAGCAGUACCAGACCACCCUCGGAAUGCGGUUGGCGUCGCCACCUCAUAGUUUGCAGGCGGCUGCCAUGGGAGCUGGCCUUGGAAUGUGGAAGGUUGGUGUGCAUCCGGAAAACAUAGCUCUCAAUUGUCUUCUCCGGUUAUGCCACAAGAGAAGGAAACUUGGAAGGUACUGUACUGGGUACUAUGGUAGGUAGGUCUGCAAAGAUGCGAUACUGCCGUGUAUAGUUUAGGUAGAAAGCCGGGUUAUCCGCUGGGCUCUUGGGGAUAAUUUUGGUUCUUGGUUAGUUCUUAGGCUGGGCUACAAGAGAAUGGUCGAAUUUGACAAACUGCUCCUACAAGCUCUGAGCUGCCAAGUUGACAGCUGCAGGAUCUGCUUGUAAACCCAUGAGGAAGGGGAGAAUCAUCAGAAUAGCUCUCACCUGCCUGCCCAAAUUUCUGCUUGUAAAGCAUUCUGAAUUGAAGUUCUGAUGGGUAUAGCCGUCGGUGGAGUGGAGGCACAACUUUUGGAGUUGGAUACUGUCAUCGCUCUUAAAACCAUGCUUUUGGGGACACUUGUACAUUUGGUGCUAGUAAAAGUCAGGCGGCAUCACGGAGUUCA